GCUGUAGUAGACCUCAACGAAAUGUCAAGUCACCAGUAAGUCUUAAAUAUGUGUAGUACUUCCUUCAGUUAUUAUUGUUUCAAGGAAUACAUUUUUAAUGAUCAAUGAUUGCUGUUUGUAGUGUUUCAUGUUCAUGUGACAUUUCAGUCGACUUAAGCGAUGCUUCUCAACGUAUCAUGCUGAACAAGCAUUUCACAAGCUAGGAUGACUUCUAUAGUUCGAUAGAACAGUUUUAAAAAAUUACCCAUAUUCAUUAUAUCCACACAGAAAGCAAAUUGCUCAAGGAUGUCAGGUUCAAAUACCUUUUUGUGACAUUUCAUUGCACAUUCGGUCAUAAGCGUAAAUCAGAAGGUCUGAAAAUGAAUCAAAAACCGUGAGAACUGUAACUAAUAUGUGACGUUCAAGGUCUAAAAUUAUUAACUGCCAAUUGAGGUUCCGCGUAAGAUUGGAAGAGGAAGGAUAUGUUAUCAUAUAAGAUGCUGCACAAUCAUCCUUGUAGUAGUUCGUGGAUGGUUUGUGGCCCAUCGACUAGAAGAUUGUCGUCCAAAGGAAAAUAAAAUUUGAAGCCGGUCAUAUUGCAGUCUCAAUCAACGUAUGAACUAAUAAAAACUGUCAAAGAUAGGACUGGUAGACAGGUCACUGCUGCCGAUGUGAAGACUAUGAAAGCUAAACUCUCCACAGGUUGUACGGCGCGUAAGCAAACUGAAAAAUGUGUGUUUCGUUUAUGCCGAAUAUGAGGAUGUCGUCUGGUUGUUCAUGGUGGACUGUGGACAGCAUUACGAGGUGGAUAUAAACAAUUUCAUACCAAUAGAUCAACGUUUACAUGUGCAUAAAGCCCCGCAGGAUUAAAAGAAUUGGGACAAUCUCUUGAUUCGUACCGUCAAAAAUAUCUAGAACAUGACCAUUGCAAGCAUGGAUGAGCAGGAAACAAUCCAUACUGCAGUGAAACGAGGUGAUUUUGUGGCACUCAAAGGAAUGAUUUCGAGUGGAGCCAGUGUAAAUGAAGUAGAUAAACAUUCGUUUACACCUUUACAUUGGGCUGCCAACGUAGGUGCGAUAGAGAUUCUACAAUAUCUACUGUGGAAAAAUGCUGAUCCUUCAUUGGUGACUAAAAAUGGUUGGACAGCCGUUCAUAUAGCUGCCAUCCGAGGCUAUGAGAAAUGUAUUCAGUCACUGGUUGACAGAGGUGUGAGUGUCUCUGUUAAAGACAAAUACGGUCAGACUCCUGGCCAUCUGGCCUCAAUACAUGGAAAUUCCGGUAGCCUUUUAACCCUUCUACGCGCUGGUGCUGAUCUUGAAACAGUGGAUAUUAAUGGAUGGACAAUGUUACAUGCAGCUUCAUUUCACGGACGACUAGGAUGUGUCCAACUGUUACUCAGGUGGGACCUGCGAAUAGAGGACACUGACAAAGCUGGAAACAAUGCUGCUCAUCUAGCAGCAAUGGAAGGCCAUUUACCUGUGUUACAGUACUUAAUGAGUCAAGUCCAAACUCCAUUGUACAUACUCGACACUCCCAAUGAUCAUGGAGAAACUGCUGAAGCUCUAGCUAAACGAUUUUUGAAAAACGAUGUUGAAUCGUAUAUAAAUAAAAUCAAAACAGAACAGACAUUCCAUAGAGGAUCAGAAUACUCAGAGACAUUGGCGUUUCCAGCACAUGCUGCAGCUUAUUCUGGGGACUUAAUCCAACUACGUGUUUUAAUAGAGUCAGGGACUGUAAAGAUAGAUGAAAGAGAUGAACAGGGUGCAACACCAUUACACAAAGCUGCUGGUCAAGGACACCUGAAGAUAAUUCAGUGGCUUCGAGAAAACGGUGCUGAUCCAAAAUUAAGAAAUGAACUGGGUGAAUCACCAGCCGAUGUAGCUAGAAGGUAUGGUCAGUUAGGAGCGCUAAAACUUUUAUCACCUAAAUCUGAUGGAGAACAUGAGAAUGAAGAAAUUUCAGAUAUUACAGAUUUACCAACUGAUAUUCCGCUUGGUUAUACUGAAGGUGAAAAAACGCAUCAACUCAUAGUGGAUAAAAAUGGCGCAAUCGGUAGAGCUAAAAUUAGAAUUGAAAAAUUAGAACGUCUGUUAGAAUUGGCUAAAUCAGAUUAUAAGCAACUGGAUGGUCCAAUAGAGAAAGAAGAAAAACAAAGAAUCGAUUCCUUGAAUGAACUCGGCCGAAUGAACAUAGUGUUUUGAAACCACUGAAAAAAACUAAGAAAAUGAAAUUAACUAGAUUUCAGUUUUAAUGUAUAUCGUUACUCCAUAUAUGUGUGCUAAACAAAUUAUUGUUCACUAAACACAUUAUUUACGUCAUUAUCGAUGUGCUCAUUUAUUCUCUUCAUCACAAUUCUCCUCUCAUCCUAACGACAAGUCUAGACAGUUAUACAAAAUUGUGCUAUCUACAAGUAAGCUAUACUCCGAUUCCCUUUUGUCACUUAAUUACAUAUAAUUUUAAUUAGCCUGACAUAUUCUAACUUAAAAAUAUCACUAAACUUGCACUUCAUUUUGUGACUGUUUAAUAGGAAAACCUCACUCAGCCUGAGAUGGAUUUGUUCCGUUCAUGAUAAACACGUUUUAUUGGACUGCUUUUCACUUCAAACUUGUUGCAUAUUAUUUGACCUACUUAACAGUUUCAUAAGUAAUUUCAAUGGUUAAGAUCAUGAGUCAGUUGAAGCUAGACCACCAUGGAAAACCUGGAAGCACUGGACGGCCGUCUCGUCCUAUUGUGGGACUCCUCAGCAGUGCGCAUCCACGACCUCACCCCUGCGAGAUUCGAACCCAGGACCUACUGGUUCCGUGCGCGAGCACUCAACCACUAGACCACUGAGCCGACAUUCAACGGUGUUAAUGUCUAACUUCAACUAAUCAUAAUUGUUGCAUCCUUUGGUAUUUACUAAAUUUCAAUAUGGAACCAUACCCUCUCUGUAACAUUUAAUCAGUUGGUGUUUACGAUUUUGUCAACCCAGGAUAUAUAGGAUAAUUUUUUUCAAAGACGUGUAGUUAAUUGUUCAUUUAUACUGAUUCGUCUUAUCAACUUAUAUGGUAAAUGAUGGGAUCAAUAUCUUUGGUGAUACAACUAUCGACUUCAAUGCUAUUUAAAAACAUUUAUCUACUGAAUAAGCAGUUAAGACAACGUGUUAAUACAAGAUAAACAAAGUAUAUAAUGAAAACUAUUUAACUGAAAUCUAAAAUCUAGAUAUAUGCUACUGUGAAAUAUGCGUAAUCUAUUUAUUUAUAUAUUUGAACACAUAGGUAUUUGUACAAAGAGGCACCAGAUACAUAUACGC
Messenger RNA from Schistosoma haematobium, 3272 nucleotides. RefSeq names its product Ankyrin repeat domain-containing protein 44 (gene ANKRD44). The record is from RefSeq and is a predicted model, not a curated record. The coding region runs from base 898 to 2181 and encodes 427 amino acids. NCBI's taxonomy places the organism in Eukaryota, Metazoa, Platyhelminthes, Trematoda, Strigeidida, Schistosomatidae. Gene Ontology annotation, molecular function: protein binding. The transcript has 11 exons.